ACGUCAUACACACUCACAUACAAACAUAAAGCACUGGUAAUAGUCGUGAAUGACUACCCUAUGAAAGCUAUUUACAAAAUAAAUGAUCCAAAAGUAAACUUUAAAAUUGCGAACAAAAUUAAAGUCAUAUCUAGUUUUUUGAGAGCCAUUUGGAUGUUUGAAGUUAUAUUUAAGACAUAAUUGUGUGGAAAUGACCUCAUCAUCCAGUGAUACGACUAAUAGCUCACUGACGGGUACAUCACCGUUGAUUAGCAAACUGUCCAUAACUCCCGUCAUUACUACCGAUCCCUCCACUAUAAAGAAAGGUCUACUUUGGCAACAAAGAGACCGAUUUUUUAGCCGUUGGAAAGAAAGAUAUUUUGUCUUAACAAAGGAUUAUUUUUCGUGCUUUAAGAAGGGAUCUAAAGUAGGGAUGUCUGAAAUGGGAAGCUUUAUGUAUAAAUUAACUCUAGUAGAUGUUGAGGGUCUCAAUUGGGCCGAUAAGAAAAGGGAUGGAGUUAUAGCCAUUCGGGUGGGCACUGAAGGACAGUUACUUUUGUGGACCAAUUCAGGUUUGGAUGAGUGGAUGUUUGCUUUGAGAGAAGCCGUUAACAGAAGUAAAGGCAGAAGAGAAGCCUUACGUAAAUCACAAACAUUAUUGCCGUCAAUGACUGGCGGAAACAUUUGGAACCGCCAAAAGAUAACUUCAUUGCACUACCAAUUGACUGACAGUGCCAUCGGAGCCAGUAAUACAACAUCACGAUUACAAAGAGCUACCAGUGCUGAUUUCACCAAUUGUGACGAUGCAAACCGUCAAUUAAGGUCAACCAUUCAUCACAAUCCCACACCAGUACUGAACCGACGCCUACAACGUAUAUCAGUUUUAACAAACAUCGAUCUGAGUCUCGAGAGAGACGCGAGUAAUAGGAAAUCAGUUGCUGUUACUGAUGACCAACAACACCAACAAAUGAUACCGAAUAGGGCUGGUCUUCCUCGACUCGCUCCACAAUGCGGUGGUAACGUCACUACUAAUGGCAAUCAAGUGGCCAACAGUUCACAGCACAGCUCUUUACAGUCGUUGGUAUCAUUGGGUCGAACCACUGGACACUUGAUUAGCAAUCAACUAAACAGACCGAGUCCUCGAUCAUUGCAAGUGUCACCAGCUUUGACACAACGAUCACUAUAUGCACAACACAUACUAUCUUCGCCUGAGAUAAUUGGUAUCAAUACAACUGAUUCAAGACACCAUCAAAUGGCUAAAUCUGCUCUGAAAACUGCAACUUCAGAAUUUUCAUUUAUUAGACCUGACUCUCCCCUAACACUUCCUCAUAAUAGCCACAUAUCAACUGCCGGUAAUAAUCCAAAGAGACCACAAUAUCAACGAUCGCAAAGUUGUCUCGAACCGCAACAAAAGGCUGAUUCACAAAAGUUUGCUAAUCAUAUCUCCAAUGGAGUAAACAGAUCGCAAUCGGCUUCAACUAAGCAGACAAUGGAAAAAAUGAUACAACAAUCUACCCGUCCAUCCAGUAUUUAUGGUCAGCCAUCACUAACAGAUAGGACUUCAUUUAGUGGCAAUCGAGUCAAUCAUAACAGUAAUUACCGUAUAGAAGAAUAUGUUAGUUCUGGUGACCCAUCGAUUGGUUUAACAGCUAAUAAUGGACACAACGGUUACGCAAAUAUGAUGAACGGCAGAGUAGGUGUGAGAGACACUAAGUCAAUGCCAAAGAGACAUAUUAACAGACACUAUAAGCCUUCAAAGUCCGACACUGUUUUUGCCACAACUAAUAGACUUCACUCCAUAAGUAGUAGUGGAGAGAAAAGUCCUAUUAAUGAAAGUAAUGUCUCGACAAACGAUAAACUAAUUAAUAGAAAGAGAAUUCAAUCCAAAGAGCUGUUUGCCAUCAGAUGA
Messenger RNA from Oppia nitens, 1888 nucleotides. RefSeq lists its product as uncharacterized. The record is from RefSeq and is a predicted model, not a curated record. Bases 191 to 1888 code for a protein of 565 amino acids. The transcript is spliced from 5 exons. Lineage: Eukaryota; Metazoa; Arthropoda; Arachnida; Sarcoptiformes; Oppiidae.